AUGAGUGGAGUUUCUGUCCAGGGGGAAGAACUUCUGGAGAAAUCUGACUCCAGUGCUGUGCUUACGGAGCACACUGACUCCAGUGCUAUGCUUCUGGAGCACACCUGUUUCAAGUUCGCCUUCACCAAGUAGGAGUGAAUCAUCUAUAGCAGAACAUAGCUCAUCUUCUGUAUUUGGUGUGCGUGAUUCAACUGACUCUGUUGAAGAGAAAACACCAGAGCAACCUGAAACUAGUAAUAGUGAGAUAAUACUACAAGAGGUCAACUCAACUAGACUUGGUACUCUCCGUAAAUGCGAAAGUGAGAACUUUCAACCAUUACUGUCUCUCUGUGAUUGCAACCUGGUGCCCUGCACCAAAGAGGUCUUGUCCCAGAUUGUGACCAUGUAUAGGUCAGAGGUGGCCUUUUCCCAUCCACAAAGUAUUCUACUACUCUAUGGCUGAGAAAACCUCAGAGUACACUGAGGCGGCACCCGAAGGCUCCCAAUCUGGUGUGGAAGUAUCUGAGAAGAAGAUCUGGACAACUGCGAAGACUAUUUACCACAAUGUCAAGACAAAGUUACGAAAUAUUUCACAUGGCAAAAACAAGCCAAGCAACAAAAGCUCAAGCCAAAAAGACCCUCAGCAAUAUUCUGGUUUCAAUUCAGAAAGAGCUGUCAAAAUCUAACCAAACAGUGACUGCAGGAGAACUUUCACAAAUAGAGAAUGUGGUUGGAAUGAUCCUGGACGAUGUUGAGAAGGUAAGCAGUGAAUGUGAUGAGGAACUGGUCUAUCAAGCACCACAGCGGCCUUCUUCCUCGUUGUCAUCCUCAUCUGCCAGAUCACAGAAGUCAGAGUGGGAAUUUGCACUCCCUGGAAUUGCCAUCCCUUCUGAAUUACCAGCGAGUACUACUCAGCCCAUUUUAAGAUGCUCAGUCAUCGACUGAAUCACCUAUAGCAGAACAUAGCUAAUCUUCUGUAUUUGGUGUGCGUGAUUCAACUGACUGUGUAGAACAGAAAACAACAGAGCAACCUCACCAGGGCAACCGCAUAAUUUCUGAGAGCAACUUGACCCCUCUGGUUCUGACAGUGGCGGCUGGAAAGAGUGCAUCUGAUACAAUCCUUACUAAGAUGAAGAGGAAUGACAAGAAGGUGGGGAAACCCACAGCUUACGAGCUGGUUCAGCUGUUUGCAGAGGAGUCUGUGAAGCGUCUCCUGCUUCCUAGCCUUGUGCCCUCUAUAGCUUCAAUGAGUUGGGCUCAAGGAGUCAGUGUGACAUCUAGCGUAUACAAAGAUUUUAUGCUCUUCUUAAUAAUAUAAUAUAAUAAUAUGCCAUUUAGCAGACGUUUUUAUCCAAAGCGACUUACAGUCAUGUGUGCAUACAUUUUUACAUAUGGGUGGUCCUGGGGAUCGAACCCACUACCCUGGCGUCUUCUACAUCAGCAUUUAGUGACACAGUCAGUUGGUUUACCAAAGUAAUGGUAAGCCAGGUCAUGAACUCUGUGGUUUCUGAUGCACAAAGCAGAGAGUCAUCUCCAACCAGAACUGUAACUGAUAUAGGCAGUCUACUGAGUGUUAAGUCCUCCCCUCUGCCAUCUUUUCACGCCAUCAGCAUGGCAACAAGUGAGACCUCCAAUGCUGCACGAGGCUUUGAGGCCAACAUAGAUGCUGAGGAAAGAGAUACCACCAGUUGUUCCGGUGUAGCUCAGAGCAUUGUUUGUGAUCAGAAGUCAACUAGGCCGGAUGUCGUCAAAGAUGUCUUGCUUUCAGCCCCAUCCUCUGAUAACAGGAGGUGAUGAAAAAAUGAAUAAAAUAAAAAAUAUUUUUAAAAAACACUAAUAAAGCAGCACCUCACGGCACAACACCUCUCCCCCAUGUGACCUACUUGUUGUGUGUAUGUACUGACAUGUAUGUGUAACUGAUAGACGCACACACACACACACACACACACACACACACACACAAUGUUUAAUGUAUGUAUUGUAAAGUAUUUGCUUAAGUAUUUUUGUUUUGUGUCGUACCAGUAAAGUACUGUCGCCUUGCCACAUUGGCAGUAAGCACCGGACUUAAAAAAAUUAAAAAUAAGCGUUACUUAGCUACACAAAACAUAAACAAGUCAAAGUACAUUCUUAGAAUACCAAUUGUGUGUGGGGCGGGGUGCGUCAGGAAUGGUAAGGGGGGGGGGGCAGUCACCAGUGCUAAGCUAACGCUUCAUCUCUUCUCCGUGGCUGGGUCUGGCCACAUACUUCAUCCACAUCACCAGAUACGUUUUCUCUUGCCAAACAUCGAGGGAAGUAUCUCCUAGCAUGGCGUAUCCAACCUUGGACAGAGGCAACCUCUAUGUCCCCACAUGCGUCCUCCAUUGCCUGGAGAAGCAGCAUGCGGGCAUAGGGUUGGCAAUCAUACACUUUCCAGCGCCAGGCUGAGAAGAAUUCCUCUAUGGGAUUUAGAAAAGGUGAAUAUGGGGGUAGGUACAAAACUACAAAUUGUGGAUGGGUGGCAAACCAGUUUUGGACCAGAACAGCCCGGUGAAAACUAACAUUGUCCCAUAUAACCACAAAUCUAGCAGGCUCCUGAUCUGGAUCAGGGACAAGCAUUGUGUAAAUUGCAUCCAGAAAAGUGAGGAUAUGGCCGGUGUUGUACGGACCCAGUGUGGCAUUGUGAUGGAGGACCCCGUUUUGAGUGAUGGCAGCACACAUAGUUAUAUUACCCCCACGCUGUCCAGGGACAUUGGUAAUUGCCCUCUGUCCUAUUACAUUUAUUCCGCGGCGCCUGGUUUUGGUGAGGUUGAAGCCAACCUCAUCCACAUAAAUAAAUGUACAUGGGCAUCCAUCUCCAAUACUCUCUGUAACAGACAAAAGGAUAUACAGAUGAGUAAAUAUGGUAUGUCUGAAGUACUGGAAGUAGUGUUGCAUACAUACCUCUACAAAGUCAUGUCGUAGAUUCUUGACUCUGUCAGAGUUUCUCUCAAAUGGCACCUUGUAAAGUUGUUUCAUCGUCACUUGGUGCCAUUGGAGGAUGCGUUGUAUGGUCGACAGGCUUACAGCAUUGAUGUUGUUAAAUAUGGUGUCAUUAUUAAAGAUAUGCUCUCUAUUCUCUCAAAUCCUAAUUGCAUUGUUGGCCAAAACCAUAUUUAUAAUUGCAGUCUCUUGUACAUCUGUAAACAAGCGUCCUAUGAUGCAGUCACACGUAUUUUACAGUACAUUACUGUAAUGCUAUAAUAGUAAUUAGAUAGUUGAAUACCUGUUCUCAAUUCUGAAGGUUCGAAUUAUGGACGCCACUGUAAAUCGACUCAAGUUGGGCUGGACUCUCAGUCCAGCCUCUCUCAUGGUCAAACCGUGGUUGAUCACAUGAUCAACAAGUGUUGCCCUAAUCUCAUCAGAGAUGGCUCUCCUUCCUUCUCUUCUUUGCCCUCGUCCUCUUCUUCCUCUUCCUCUUCCUCUUCCUCUUCCUCUACCUCCUACUCCUCCUCUUCCAACUAUUCGUCUUUGAAUUUGUCCUCGUUGUUGUUCCCUGCCUCUCCCUCCUACUCCUCUUGCUCUCUGUCCAUUGUUGGCAUCCAUUGUUCAAAACAGUCCUAUACUACAGUAAAGCAGUGAUUGGUUAGUGAUCAGUUAAGCAAUUAGUGUUUGAACAUGUGAGGAGAGUGUGUUUGACCUGGUGAAUAAGUGUAGCAUUUUGAUUGGUUGUGUUUGGAAAAGGAAAGCAAGUCACUUCUUGUGUUUUAGGUAGAGAAUUGUGUGUAGUGUUUUGAAAAAAGUGUUUUAUGCAAUUGACAACUGAGUCAAAGGCUGAGAAAUAGCUUAUGGUUUUGGAGAUUUUGUGUGUAGUUUUGCACUUUGAGUGAGAGGUUUCAAAAAUCGUGUGACAUGAAAAGAUUUUGUGUGUAAGCAGUUGGAAAAAACUGUAACAAUUGUGGGUGUGGAAUUGUCAAUGUGAAUGCUACCAUUAUAUUCAUAUUCCAAAUGAAAUAUUGUGCUGGAGUGGUAGAUGUGGUUGUUGUCAUUAUGAGGUUGUUGACUUGUAGUGACAUUCCUCUGAGCCUUCCAUAAAGGGGAACAAGAAGGAUUCCAAGAAGGAUUCCCGCCCCUCUGAAUCAGAACGACAUCUGAUACAGCAGGAACAUUCUUUGCGAUAUUGGUGUACAAAGAAAUGAUAUUGCAAAGGAACCUUAGGCCUACAUUAUAUAUUGAUAGUCAUGUCUUACAGUAUAUAAAAUUAUUUAUAUUUUUCAAACCUCAAGAUGGUGUUUCUCAUCUAUUAAUAAAAGUUAUGUUGAGUUAUAACUGAGAAUAGUAGUUAAAUAUUAGCCUACAUCCAACAUCAUUUCUAAAGUCCAUGGCAACUGUCUCUUUUCUGUAGCAAUUGUAUUUUAUUUGUCACAUGCGCCUGAAUACAACAUGUGUAGUACACCUUACCGUGAAAUGCUUACUUACAAGCCUUUAAUCAACAAUGCAUAGUUUUGAAGGGGGAGAAAGUAAGGAACUUGUCUGUCGGCCUUGCAUUAAAGAACAUAAUUGGUUAAGGAAAACUGUGAUAAAUAAAAAAGUAUAUCAGUUUCACUUAAGGACCAAAGGAUUGACAGCCGUCCCAUAUAGAUUGCAAAAUAGUUGGGAAGAGAUCUUUGACGUACCGAUCCCAUGGCAUAGUGUUUAUGAACUGACACGCAAAACGACACCGGAUUCAAAAAUUAGAAUCUUUCAAUUUAAAUUAUUAUAUAAAAUUCUUGCUACCAAUAGAAUGUUAUUUAUAUGGGGGAUACAAUCUUCCCAGCUCUGCAGAUUUUGCUGUGAAGAGAUAGAAUCAUUCGAUUAUUUGUUUUGGUUCUGUCCAUUUGUAGCUUGUUUUUGGACACAGGUCCAGGAAUGGCUAAAGGAUUGCAAUAUUUACCUGGAACUAACCUUGCAGAUAGCAUUACUGGGUGAUCUGAAAAGUCAUAGUCAAUCAAUCAAUAAUAUAAUAAUACUUUUAGCAAAAAUGUUUAUUUUUAAUUCACAAUCUGUAGAAGCAAUGAGAAUAGAAAGGUUCAGAACUUUUGUAAAACAUCACAGUACGGUCGAAAUAUAUAUGGCAAAUAGAAAUCCUAUAUGGAUGGUGUUAAGAGAUAGAUGGGAGGUAUUGAAUAGAGUUGAAGGAUGGGACUAAUAACAAAUAACAACAAAUAAUAACAAAGAUAGCUAAUAAUGUAAGCAUACUGUGUCCAUAAUAAGUAUAUAGGUUGUAUGUUGGGAGCUUUUGGGAAAGAGCACAGUUAGAAAGAUAUGGCAUUUAGAAGCAAACCGGAUGGACAUCAUGAAAAUGAUCGGAGAGGUUGAGAGUAGAAGAAGUUCAGGCCAAUGCAUAGUUUUUAAAAAGUAAGUAAGAAAAAUUUGCUAAAUAACUAUUGGAAAAAUAGUACAACAGUAAAAUAACAAUAACAAGGCUAUAUACAAAGUGUACCGAUAUCGAGUCAAUGUGCAGGGGUACGGGUUAGUCAAGGUAAUUGAGGUAAUAUGUACAUGUAGGUAGGGGUAAAGUGGCUAUGCAUAGAUAAUAAACAGAGAGUAGCAGCAGCAUACAGUAUGUGAAGAGUGUGAAUGAAUGUAAAUGUAUGUGUGUGUGUGUGUGUGUGUGUGUGUGUGUGUGUGUGUGUGUGUGUGUGUGUGUGUGUGUGUGUGUGUGUGUGUGUGUGUGUGUGUGUGUGUGUGUGGCGUCAAUAUGCAUGUGUGUGUGUGUUUGGUGUGUGUGUCCGUGUGUGUGUGUGUGUGUGUGUGGUUAGAGUCCAGUGAGUAUACGUCGAGCCUGUGCAAGAGUCAGUGCCAAAAAUAAUAAUAAAUAAUAAUAAAAUAAGGGGGGGUCAUUGCAAAUAGUCCGGGUAGCGAUAUGAUUAACUGUUCAGCAGUCUUAUGGCUUGGGGGUAGAAGCUGUUAAGUUGCUUUUUGGUCCCAGACUUGGCGCUGCGGUACUACUUGACAUGCAAUAGCAGAGAGAACAGUCUAUAACUAGGGUGGCUGGAGUCUUUGACCAUUUUUAGGGCAUUCCCCUGACCGCCUGGUAUAGAGGUCCUGGGUGUCAGGAAGCAUGGCCCCAGUGAUGUACUGGGCCAUAUUCACUACCCUCUGUAGUGCCUUGCGGUCGGAAGCCGAGCAGUUGCCAUACUACGUGGUGAUGCAACCAGUCAGAAUGCUCUCGAUGGUGCAGCUGUAGAAUUUUUUGAGGAUCUGUAGACCCUCAAAAAGAUCCCAACAUAGUGACAUAUGCUGCCACGUCUGGACACCCAUAUGAUCUCCCCUCCACCUUUCAACAGGAGAAGCCUCACAAACAUCCGCCAUCUCCAAAGUCCUAUCCAAGUCAUUCAAAGAGCAAGUAACCCAACUAAUGUAUUGGCCAAUUGAUUGAAUAGAAUCCCAUUGAUGGCCUUUCUUUCUUCGUUUUCCUGUUAAGUCGCUGUUCGUUCCCUCGCGGAAAUCGAAUUAG
This is a messenger RNA of Coregonus sp. 'balchen', 6433 nucleotides long. NCBI's taxonomy places the organism in Eukaryota, Metazoa, Chordata, Actinopteri, Salmoniformes, Salmonidae. The record is from the annotation of a GenBank genome assembly.